Molecule: messenger RNA, 4995 nt
Organism: Monopterus albus (swamp eel)
Lineage: Eukaryota; Metazoa; Chordata; Actinopteri; Synbranchiformes; Synbranchidae
Product: calcium-independent phospholipase A2-gamma
Exons: 10
Coding region: 151-2637 (828 amino acids)
Biological process (GO): arachidonate metabolic process
Cellular component (GO): membrane
Source: RefSeq, a predicted model, not a curated record
GAGAUCACAUGACCAUUGACCAACGUUGUUACUUUAAUAUCAAUAGUCAUCAUGAAGGUCGGAUAGUACUAUUUUAUUCUGUACGGUUAAUGAGAAGGACGAGCACAUCUAGCAUUUCUUGGAGGGAAUAAACUUGUGUGACCUGAAAGAAUGAGUCAUAGAGGGACAGAAAAUAUUUGGGUGAAACUAAGCACAGUAUUUCUUUUGUGGCAAACCCAUGCUGGCAAGUCAGCAACUUCACUACCCUUAUCUGGUACCUGUCACCGUAGGGUACUACAACCUCUUUACUACAAGGUUGGCUAUCGCAGCUGGAAAGACAUCCACCAUCUCAGGAUCAGGGGCCAUAAAGGAUGGCCAAUUAGGCAUGGACUCCACACCACCACCAUUUAUUUGAACACUUCAGCCUCACGUUGGUCUGCUCGUCUGAGCCACCACAUGUCGCGGGUCAGGAACACACUGGACACGCUUUCUAAAGCUGUGAGUGUGACACAAACGGAACUUCUCUCCAAAAUCGCCAGACUCAAACCUAAUGCUUUAAAGGGAGGGAAAGGUGCUAAUGCUGUUACUGAGGCAAAGCCAAAAGCUCAAGAGAGUGCAGACAUGAUUACGCCUCCUUUUACAUCAACAACACCCAACCCUGCAAUUCACUCAUCUUCUGCUAGUCCUUCUUUGCCUACUUCUGCUGCUACAUGUGAUGCAAGUGCCACUACCUUUACUCAUUCUCAAAUGACUGUCACUGCUACAGUCCCGACUGUGCAUGAACUUAAGGAGAAAAGACUGGGGCAUGUUGUUCCUGUUGUCAAAGCCAGUGGUGCCAGGAAGCAAGAGGAGCUGAAACCUUCACUGAAUGAUACCAAGAACAAGAGCACAACAUCCAUACAAACCAUAGAACUUUUUCAUCCCAGCAGCUUUUCUGUCAGCUUGGAUGAAACAUACAACUGCUUGGCCCAUCACAUCAACUCAUACUUUGAAAGCAUUGCAAAGACUCAGGAAAAGAAAGUUGACAUUGUUGACAGUUCCUCUGCUUCCUCUCAGGGUCAACAAACCAGUAACCACAUGUCAGUUACUGGGAAAACAGAUUCUACUGCUCCAGUUAACCCACCUUCCUCUAAGAAGGGUUUAGGACACUACCUGUCCUACUCAGGUCCAACUGUGCAAGCCUUUGUGGGAAGCUACAUUGCUCCCCUUGUUCCAAAGUUUAGGACAGCAGAGUCCAAAAGUACUGCUGUGGAGCAGAAGAAACCUGAAGAUGCAUCACUGAAACAGGUUGAGGCCACAGUUGGUAAAGAGCAGAAGGCUGCAGAGGAGAAAGCCAAGACACUUCUGCUCCAAAGAGAAAAGAUUAUUGCCAGGGUGAGUAUAGACAAUCGGACCCGAGCUCUGGUCCAGGCUCUCCACAGGGCAACAGAUGUAAGGGUCUACAUCAGCAGGGUGGAGGACCUCAGCUACCAUCUCCUUCAAUUUCCUGAGACUCGUGGUAUUGCAGUCAAGGAGAAGGUUAUCCCAUGUCUACUGCGUCUGAAGCAGGCCAGUGACCCAGGCCUGAGGGCAGCAGUUAGAGAAGCCCUCACUCUGGUGGGCUACCAUAAACCUGUUAAAGGCCGGGGCAUACGAAUCCUUGCCAUAGAUGGAGGAGGAUUAAGGGGACUUCUUGCACUUCAGACUUUACACAAACUGGAGGCCCUAACCGGCAAACCCAUUUAUAAACUGUUUGAUUACAUUUGUGGUGUCAGCACAGGUGCUGUCCUCGGGUUCAUGCUAGGGGUGUUCCAAGUUCCACUGAAUGAAUGUGACGAUCUUUAUCGGAAAUUGGGUUCAGAUGUUUUCAAACAAAACAUCAUUGUUGGCACUGUGAAGAUGAGCUGGAGCCAUGCUUUUUAUGACAGUGAAGCCUGGGAGAACAUCCUCAAAGAGAAAAUGGGCUCUCACCUCCUGGUGGAAACUUCAAGAAACACCGAAUGCCCCAAGGUGGCAGCAGUGAGUACCAUCGUGAACCGGGGCACUCCUCUGAAGUCCUAUGUGUUCAGAAAUUACAACCUACUCCCUGGGGUGCAUUCACACUACCUCGGGGGCUGCCAGCACCAGCUCUGGCAGGCCAUCCGAGCCACGUCAGCAGCCCCCGGGUAUUUCCAAGAGUUUACCCUGGGGAAUGAUCUUCACCAGGAUGGAGGUCUGCUGAUUAACAACCCCACAGCUCUUGCUAUCCAUGAGUGCAAGUGCUUGUGGCCUAACACGCCUUUAGAGUGUGUGGUCUCACUCGGUACGGGACGCUUUGCAUCCCCUGGCAAGAAUAGCACCACCUACACAAGUCUCAAAGCCAAACUAACCAAUGUCAUCAGCAGUGCCACAGACACUGAGGAGGUCCAUGCCAUGCUUGACGCCUUCCUCCCUCCCAACACUUAUUUCCGCUUCAACCCCUACAUGAGCGAAGAUAUUCCCUUGGACGAGAACCGGUAUGAGAAGCUCAACUUGCUGCAGGCUGAGGGCGUCCGUUAUCUGGAGAGGAAUGAGGAGAAGCUUGAGAAGGCUGCUCGCAUCCUCAAUCGAGAGAAACGCUCUGUCCAGAGGAUGGCAGAGUGGGUCAGGCGUAGGGCUGACAUGUAUACUGGUCUGUCUUUUUACUCCUCCAAGUUCUAGGUCCAACACGAGCCACCUCACGUGGAAACACUUUACUUAUUCUAAAUUGCCUGAAAUAUCACAUUACAAUGAUUAGUGCAUCAUAGUUUUCAACCUCUUGACCUGUAGCUGUGAAGAACAUUGAAACUAGCAUGCCAAACACUACUGUUUCUCUUCAGACAUACUUCAGAUAGUGAUUUCAGUGUGAAUGCAUAAAUAUGUAAACAUUUUUUGCUAAAUGUUUAACUGUUCCUUUAAAAAGCAGAAUACUGUAAAGUUCAACAGUAGGAAGUAAUGACUGCAUUAGUAGUUCAUCCAGAAUGUUUUUAUUAAUUGAGCACUUUUUUUUAAAGCAUUUGCUGUUAUUUUAUGACUGCAGUAUUUCCUCACAGACCUGGGUUUGUAUUCUCGCAUAAAAAUGUGUAGAUAGGCUGUGUGUUAUUGAAAUGUAGUAUUUGUUGAGCUAAACCAAUAUGUAACACUGUUAAACAGGAAUGUAAAGAAAUGACAAAAAAAAAUCCUGUUUUUGGACAGUUUGUCUAAUCGUGGUCAGUUUAACAUUUCUUAGUUAUAAUGAUGAAAAUUUGCACAUUUAACAAAGCAGCUACUGGUCAACUGUAAUUGUAUAUAGAUAAUAGUAACAUCAGUACAUGAGGGCCCAUUUCAAAUAGUGCAGUAUUCAAUAUUAUAGGUGAAUGCAUAUUUUUGAUUUUACAUGCAAAGACAAGUCAGUUAAAAAAAUAAUCAAGAAAACCUGCAGAGAGGUGUAAGUGGCAAAGAUGGUUUCCAGUAUUAAAUUCUAAUAACUCAUGAUUGAUGAUGAUUAAACAUAAUUGGCAAAUACAUUUCCAAAUGGAGCCUCACUGGUACAAGAAUUUUGAUAAUGAUAAUCAUUUUUAUUUGCCGGGUUUGUUAUAUACACACACACACACACACGGAGUUUGUCUCCGGUACAGAACCCAGGCAGCCAUUUGCGGCGCCAACUCAUGCAUACACUGAUGGCGGCACUGUCCCCGCAAGGCGCUGCUCUGGCCAUUGGGAGCAAUUGGGUUCAGUGUCUUUCCCAAGGACACUUUGACAUGUGGACUGGGGAGAAUGGGAAUCAAGGCACUGACCUUCGGGUUAGGGGACGAUGGAUCUAUCUCCUGUGCCACAGCCACCCCUUUUAUGUAUUGUUUUAAACUCAACAUAUUUGCUUUUAUUCUGCCUGAUUGUUUGGUUUCACAGGCUACCCACAUUAUGACCUCUGUCUCCUCUUUCCUUUUGAUACCGCUUCUCGAAAGACUGUUUCACUCUUUCUACCUUGAAGUGCUGUGUUUCAGUCCCCACUUUAAUGUGCUGUAAUGCUUGUUGAAAUAAUUCAGGUUUUAGCUGAAGGACUGACUUAAAACUGAUUGCUGCUUAUUGAUUUGUCAUGACUAAAGAUGGGCCGUGUGUUGUCUUUUGCUCUAAAUCUUGCACUGCAGGCGUUUUUACUUUGCCUAACCUGUCAAAGUACUGUAUAGCUGGUACAGUGUGUUGGGUGCUCCCAGAAGACCUGAGGUAAAUGGAUACAGAUAUUACACAGAUUAUUAGAAUUUCUCUCUUCUCCUGUUGUCCCCGUGUAAAGACUGAGAGUGUGUGUAAUUAAAACCCAUCAGUGAACCUUGCUGCAUGUUACCUCUUAAUUAUAUGAAGAUUAGCUGAUUGUGAUCUGAGGAAAGCUGCUGUGGAUCAUCUAAUGAAGACGGGAGGUGUGGAUAUUAAUUUGGUAACUUGUAUGCACAACUGCUUAAUUAUUCCAACAGAGAUCUGGAGUGAUAUGCACCGUCACCUUAAUUUCAAGGUGCUCGGCUUGUUUAGAGACAAAUUUAGAUUGAUAAAAUUACAACUGCAGGCACAUCUAGAACUGGCAGUGGAUAUUUUCCUUCUAAUUAAAAUAAAUUUUAUGUUGAAGUUUUUUUUUUUUUUCACUAGGUGUGUAAAGGUAGGGGUCUAUUUUUCAGUGAAGGUAAUUUUAAGACCCAUCCCUGAGUUGCUUGUCAUAAAAAGGCGAAUGGAGAGAUGAGAUGACUGUGCAAGGCUGUGCUCCGGCACCUGGGUAACAGCCCUGGCCAGUGAUGGAUCACAUUUCCCUCCAGCAUAAACACCUUACACAGACAGAGCUCUCCACCAACUGCUUACGGGCAUAAAAACACAACAAUGGCCACAGAAGCCAGAGGACACAACAAACAACAUCAGCAGUAGUCUGAGGGGAGCACAAUACAGGAUGUAAGCAGAGUAAAAAAAUCCUAAAUAUGUUUCAGUACUCACUGGUAAAAGGAGAUCAAAGUACUGAACCCUAUUGUUUGGAGAUGUCGAGUUGAUUGUUCACUCAGCAAAUAAAACUAUAUACCCUUA